Molecule: messenger RNA, 3325 nt
Organism: Amyelois transitella
Lineage: Eukaryota; Metazoa; Arthropoda; Insecta; Lepidoptera; Pyralidae
Product: homeobox protein PKNOX2-like
Exons: 11
Coding region: 347-1453 (368 amino acids)
Biological process (GO): regulation of transcription by RNA polymerase II
Molecular function (GO): DNA-binding transcription factor activity, RNA polymerase II-specific; RNA polymerase II cis-regulatory region sequence-specific DNA binding
Source: RefSeq, a predicted model, not a curated record
UUGACAGCAGGGCAGACAGACAGCGGCGCGGUAGACGACGCAGCGCCUGCGAGACUAUUUUUAUUUUGAUUGUGAUUCAUUUAACGUGCAAACAUUGUUAGUUAAUUCUUCGUUAAUCGGUUGCUUGUCAAAACAGUGUUUACUAAACGCAACACAGUGAUUUAUGAUAGAUUAGUUCGGAAAUUGCCGAUUUUUGGUGCUAACCUCUUCCUUUUUUUUACUAGUGUUUUUGAGAGACUGCAAUCUGACUGUGAUCGAUAUGUGCAAGAUGUACUUCAGAUGACUCUGCAAGAUUAUCCAACCUCCUGUUGUUUUCCUCUGAUGUGGCGUCGCUGUUAGCGGCGGGAUGCAGGGGGGCGCAGCGCCCGCCGCCGACGCCGACCAGGCGCAGUUUGAGGCCGACAAACGCGCUGUUUACAAGCACCCCCUCUUCCCCCUCCUCGCGUUGCUGCUAGAGAGAUGCGAGCAAGCCACGGCGGGGGCGGAGCCCCCGGCCGCGGACGCCUUCGGUGCGGACCUGCAGGCCUUCGUGCAGCAUCAGAGGCGGGACAGGAGGCCGUUCUUGGUGGACGAUCCUGAGAUUGACGGCCUCAUGAUUAAGAGCAUACAGGUCCUCAGGAUCCACCUUCUGGAGCUGGAGAAAGUGCAGGAGCUGUGCCGGGACUUCUGCGGCCGGUACAUAGCCUGUCUCAAAACCAAAAUGCAGAGUGAAAACCUGCUGAGAACUGACUAUUCAAGCGGCGCUGGUCUCGAGAGCAACAACAACUUGGCCGGCUCCAUCGACGAGCACUCCAGCACUUCCAACUCGCCACAAUAUCAGUCUCCCCCGGCGCCCCCCGCGCCGCCCGCGUUCCCCCCCGCCGCGUUCCCGCACGCCGAGCUCGCGUACCCCCCGCCGCACAGAGAUACAACUCCACUAGUUGUCCAAGGUUCAACUCCGAUUAGUCAAAUUGGCGCUGGACUUCUAGCAACGGAUUCUUUUACAGGAACGAAUUCGAACAACUCGUGUUCAUCCGUUUCCGGUUCCCCCCCGCCCGAGGACGACGAGGAGGGCGGCAAGCGGGGGGUGCUGCCGAGGCACGCCACGCAGAUCAUGAGAGCUUGGCUGUUCCAACAUUUAGUUCAUCCGUAUCCGACGGAAGAGGAGAAGCGAACGUUGGCUGCGCAGACGCGGCUCACUUUGCUGCAAGUCAACAAUUGGUUCAUAAACGCGCGCAGGCGAAUACUACAACCGAUGUUGGAUUGCUCAGAUAAACCUGUCGGAAAGAAAAGUAAAAAUGGAUCCUCAAUAAACAAGAGAUAUUGGCCGGACGCUCUCUCCAACCCACAGUUUACAGCUGGACUGCUUUCAUCAUCAGAAGACGAGGAGCAAGAUGCCGAGCAUUCCGGAGACGAGAACGAACAUACAGAUGAACAGACAGACGCCAACUAUUCCAUUCAGAGUAUGCAUUAAACGGUAAAUGUGAUUGAAAACAAACAAAAAAAAACGAAAUAUUUCGCUUAAUAUCUAAUCAUAAUUUAUGAAAUAUGAACAGUUGAGUGUUUUAAAAAUAUAAAAAAUAUAUAUAUACAGUUUAAAGAGAUCUUGAUGUAUACAAACAUAUAACCCAUUAUUUGUAUGGAAAAUAAUUAGAUUUAUUUUUAGUAAGUAGUAUCGGAAAAGAGAAUAGGACCACUCCAUCUCUUUCCCAUGGUUGUCGUAAAAGGCGACUAAGGGAUAGGCUUACAAAGUUGGGAUUCUUUUUUAGGCGAUGGACCAGCAACCUGUCACUUUUUGAAUCUCAAUUCUAUCAUUUAGCCAAAUAGCUGAACGUGGCCUAUCAGUCUUUUCAAGACUAUUGGCUCUGUCUACCCCGCAAGGGAUAUAGACGUGACCAUAUGUAUGUAUGUAGUAUCGGAUUCAUUUAAAAGUCAAAAUAUUGCUCGCUCACACGAUCUCGCAUCUAAUUACUACGUUACCUAUAAAAUAAGGCACAAGCAAUAUAUACAUUAUAAAUAAGCAUAUUUUUUUUAAAAUUAUCAUUCAGAUAAUAUACUAUCAAAUAAAAUAUGGUCUGUUUAAAAAAAUUAAUGUAAUAAAAAAAAUAAGAUUGAUAAAAAAUACGAUAAGAGUAUACGACUUAAAAAGAAAAGGGUAUACGAUUUAAUUUAAUGUAAUCUAUUAUUUGAACAAACUAAAACACUCAACUGCACAUAUUUGUCUCAUAAAAAAAAAGAAAUAACGUCAAAUCUCUAAAUUUAAUUAAAUUUGUAGUUGGCUGAGGUCUAACGAAUAUUGUAAUCGAAAAAAAUAUUUUAUGUAAAAUUAAAAAAAAUAAAAAAUAUUUUUUUCAAUUAUUAUAAAUUAUACAAAAAAUAUUCCGCUUUGUCAACUAUAUUAACCCAGUUUUACAAUAAAUAGAUUUACGGUCUUAAUUACAUUUGCGAAUGUAUAAGUGUAUAAAAGUAUUAUUAAAGUAUUUCAUGACACGUGUCACCUUUUUUUAAAUACGAAAAGACAUAUUUAUCGGUAUACUAUUUAAUUAAGUCGUAAUAUAUACUAAAAUGACUGAAUAAUUGGUGGAAAAAAAAUAUUGUUUUUUUUUAUUACUUUUUUCAAUAAUUUUUUUUUUAGUAAAAAUUCAUCUUGUAAAUAAAAUGAUUUAUCGAUUUUGUUGAUAGUCGAUUGAUCGUUAACACGUCGACAAAUUGUGAAAAUGUUCGUUUGGAUAAAAUUUAAAUUCCUUCACUCAUUAUUCAGUCAGAUUGAACCGUGUAUACGUAAAAACAUACCUCACUAUUAAAAAUUUUAUUAAUCAUAUAAUUAAAGUAUCUUGAACGUAUUCUUUAAAAAUAAAAUUUACGAUUUAUUUUCAAAUGAAAUGUUUUGGAUAGUUGACAAAUUAGAUUAUUGUGAUUCGUUAAUAGCAGGCAAAUUUUAAAAUCGAGUAAAACUAAAACUAAAGUAAAACUUUUAGUAAUAAAAUCGGCAAAAAAAGUCUUUAGUUUUAUUAAGGAAAGUAUAAUUUAGUAAAACUUAUUUCAAUGACAGUAGACAGCUAAGUCAGCUAACCAAAAUAUUUCCCAAUCAGUAUUCACUUUGGCAAUAAGAAACAGCUCAUGAUUUUUUUUUGUAAUUUUAUUAUACACAGCUUAAAAAGCAUACUUUAUUAUAAUGUUUAGUUUUUGGGAAACUCGUUUAAGGUUUUUAACGGAGCGAGUUCGUCAAUUUAACGACCGGUUGUGAGUAAAAUAGUUUUUUUUUUAAUUUUCUUCAGCCGACUGAAAAAAAAGAAAUAGCAUAAGGAUAUUUUUUAACCACAAAAAAAAAAAAAAACUAUAAAAA